UAACCUUACCUAACUUGCACAAAUUCAUUUUAAACUUGAACUAAUCUAUGUCACUGAUUUGAUUUCAUAGUUUGGGUGUUUUAGUAGUUAAUUAACAACAAUGAAAACUAUUGUUGGUAAAGUGGUUGUUUUGGGCCAUCAAGGCGUGGGGAAAACCAGUACAGUUAUUCGAUAUGUGGAAAAUUCCUUCAGUCACCACAUCACCCCAACCGUAGGGGCUUCAUUCUUCAGCUGUAAACUUCUUAUUGAUGAUAUCACAGUAAAACUUCAAAUAUGGGACACCGCAGGUCAAGAACGAUUCAAAGCAAUGGCUCCUAUGUUCUAUCGCAACGCCAAUGCCGCUUUAAUAGUAUUUGAUAUUACUUUAAGACAAAGUUUUGAAAGCAUGCAAGGAUGGGUAUUUGAACUUAAAAAGAAUGUCGACAAUCCAAUCGCCUUAUGUGUUGUGGGAAACAAAAGUGAUUUAGCCAAAAAUAGAGAAGUAAGUAGGGAUGAAGCAAUACAAUAUGCUAAAAGUAUAGGUGCUACUUACCAUGAAUGUUCUGCCAUGCAUGACCAGGGGGUAGGUUUAGUGUUUGACGAUGUUGCUCGAGGCUUGAUUAGACUGCUUGGAAAUAGUUGUGACCAUAAUUUGAAAGUGUAUGACAGUGAAAAUAUUGAUAAUAUAAUGGCAAAUUCAAGCGAACUUGAAGCUACUGAUACCGGAAAAGAGGAAACGGUUAAUUUGAGUAUUAAUAGCAUAGCCCAUGGAAAUACAGUUAAAAAGUGCUGCUAAAACAAUACCGUAUAUAUUGUUUAACUGCCAUAUCCUAAAUUUGUGAUUGUUUUUUUACGUAAAAGUAAUAAUAUGGGCAAUAUGUCUUAAGCUUAUGACAAUUAAUAAAUUAACGUUUGUGAUAUACAAGAAGACGUAACAAACUUACGUAUUCUGUUUUAUAGACUGGAAUUUCAUAAUUUUUUUUAUACGUCUAUUAGGCGUUGCAAGUAUUAACCGUGUUUAUCAUAAUUCAUAAUCAUAACAUUAUGACAGAAUUUAUAUUAUAUUUUUAUUGUUCUAGUAAUUGUAUUUGUUAAAUAAUAAUUAAAACACAUAUUUUGUUACCACCAUCUUAGAUUUUAUAUUUUUUCCAUUAAUGUACUAUUUUGUUUAAUAAAAGUGUUAUACAAUU
This is a messenger RNA of Tribolium madens (black flour beetle), 1169 nucleotides long. RefSeq names its product ras-related protein Rab-31-like. Lineage: Eukaryota; Metazoa; Arthropoda; Insecta; Coleoptera; Tenebrionidae. Gene Ontology annotation, molecular function: GTPase activity; GTP binding. The coding region runs from base 101 to 775 and encodes 224 amino acids. The record is from RefSeq and is a predicted model, not a curated record. The transcript has 6 exons.